Molecule: messenger RNA, 270 nt
Organism: Coniophora puteana RWD-64-598 SS2
Lineage: Eukaryota; Fungi; Basidiomycota; Agaricomycetes; Boletales; Coniophoraceae
Product: cytochrome P450
Exons: 1
Molecular function (GO): heme binding; monooxygenase activity; oxidoreductase activity, acting on paired donors, with incorporation or reduction of molecular oxygen
Source: RefSeq, a predicted model, not a curated record
GCAAUGUCUCGGGACUCUACUAAGUACCAAUUUCCCGAUAAGUUUGACCCCGAACGCUUCUUGGAUUCGGAUGGAAACGUGACAGACAACAUGCCCAACUAUGCGUUCGGCUUUGGAAGACGCAUUUGUCCAGGCCGGCACCUAGCGAGGGGAUCCGUGUGGAUGGCAAUGGCUCAAACGCUUGCGAAUUUCUCCAUUAAAAAAGCGAAGGAUGCUUCGGGGAAUAUUAUUGAACCAAAUCCCGAGUGGACACAUGGCGUAAUAUCGUAA